This is a messenger RNA of Funneliformis mosseae, 642 nucleotides long. The record is from the annotation of a GenBank genome assembly. Lineage: Eukaryota; Fungi; Glomeromycota; Glomeromycetes; Glomerales; Glomeraceae.
AUGAAAUCUCCUAAACUAUCUAAUGCCAAACUUUUGGAACAAUGCUUAUGUACCCUCUCUUUGGCAAAUUAUGAUUUUGCUAACAUUGUUGGAACUACGCAUAUUUAUAGCGAAUGUGGAAUACAGAGUUAUGCAUUACAGAAUGUUCUUAACAGCAAAGAAAGACACCUUAUUCUGGUUAAGGCCCAUUAUAGCAUCGGUAAAUCUAUUCAACUUUCUGAAGAACUUUCGGAUCUAAAACGCCUAGACAGUUCACUAGCAUUAGUUUUGAUUCUUUCCGGCAGACGUUCUCUCGCUCAUGGACAAAAAGCUCUAUUCAAGGGCUUUGAACUUUAUCUUGAUAGAAAUCCUGAGAGUCUUCAUAAGCUUAGUGCAUCUGGCUACAAUGCCAUUAUUCUUGAUGAAUUCAAAACCAUUACUCAGAACUUUAGCGGACCUACUAUGGGGAAUAAGAAUACCCUCUGCCAUGAUAUUUAUAAAUCUCUUCUUCACUCGGCUAGGCUUGUCAUCGCUCUCGAUGCGUUCUUAGACUCAUCUUCCACUGUUCAUCUUCAGGACUUGACUUUGAUAGAUGCUGAAAAAUCUACAGUUCAUUGGAAUCGCUACUUGCGAGAUAAACGUAAUGCUCGCUUCUAUAAUACC